AUGUCAACCAGUCGAAAGGAGUCCAUUACUCUCGCUGACAUGCCACCAGAGAUCCUCUCACCUAUCUGCGAGUUCCUCCUACCUGACCGAUCGCUCGACAGACCCCGAAGGGUGGUACACCAAGACUACACAGUCAUUGACGGAUUGAAGUGGACUGAAAGUCUCCCCUACGGAGUUUAUUGUCGCAUGGACAUGCCUCCCUCGAGUUGUGUCGGUCCUACCAACCUCGGUCCCGAGAGCAUAGUUGUUCGUUCGGCACCACAACAUGCUCCUGGCUUUGAUGAAAUUCUCAUCAGCAGGCCUGUUCAGCAACCAGACAUAUUCAACGACUUGGCCAACUUUGCAAGAACAUGCAAGUGGGUAGCGAAUGCGGCCUGCGGCAUUCGACGAACUCACCGGUAUCUGCUCACAAUCGCCCAUAACGAGAUUGCGUUCGAGGGAGUCCGCUGCGCCGAGCCAGACUGUGCAUACAUGCACAGGGAGACAAAGCGAUGGGUCAUGGUUGAUGAUUCUGAUCGCAAUGAGCGCCUCGUCUCCGAAAUCCCAAAGGCCCAGCUUCCUCGUAAUGUCGCCUUCAGACACCUGACCAGCAUGUUCUCCAAGAUCAAGCACCUUGCCAUUAUCAUCGACCUCGAUCUCUCGGGGAUUUAUCACUUAUCAUACCGGCGCCAUAAAUUCGACAUUGAUGCUGAGACUAAGAGACUCUCGAAGGCGCAGUUGUACUGUGAUAGAAUUGGCGACUGGUUAGGGGCCAACACAGCGAGGUUGUUGGACUGUCCAUCCGUCGAAAUCGUCGCUAAAGUCAGCUUGGCGAAAAUAGUCAAUGCAAGAGCUGCGUCAGGUCAAACAAGCUCUCACUCUCCAGAGCAUUUGUUACCAUCAUAUAUUGGGGGGCUCUUUUUUUCCGAGCACAAUAAUACCAAGACGAUGGCAGAGUUCCUCGCAUUGCACGCCAGAAACACCCUCAAGAAUCUAAUUGUUUCUUUGGUACCCUUUCGGAAAGUUCUGAAUAUGAAAGUUGUGAUCGAUGGAAGCCACAAAAGCAACAAUUGGAAUGGGACGGGGACCGCCGUCUCCAUGUCGGGUCGAUCGAUUUUGAUCGAGUUCGGCGGGUUCGAGGUGUUUUGUGGGACGUUGCAGAGGGAGUUGUUGGGGGAGAAUACGCUUAAAGCAGAGAAUGUCGUCGACAACGAGGCAAAAUUGUGUGAGAUGGGCCUACCUGUCUUGAUCGGACCACGACCGAACGAGUGA
Messenger RNA from Exophiala spinifera, 1251 nucleotides. RefSeq lists its product as uncharacterized. The transcript has a single exon. Lineage: Eukaryota; Fungi; Ascomycota; Eurotiomycetes; Chaetothyriales; Herpotrichiellaceae. Bases 1 to 1251 code for a protein of 416 amino acids. The record is from RefSeq and is a predicted model, not a curated record.